UGUGAGAGUCUCGCCAGGUUUCUCCCGUGUCGCGCAAGAAGAAGGAUUUGCAGUCUUGCAGAGGGAGGGUGAUUCGAGUUAGGCAUCGUCUCCGUCGAGCGGGCAUUUCAUACCGACCUAGGGCGCUGCCGUCGACGCCCGCCCCUCACCGGAAAACCUAGGUCUUCGAGUGAUGACACGGGACGAGGCGUUGCCGCCCAAGGCAACUGAUAAGAUGAAAGGGAAGCAAAGCAUCGUGGUCGCCCAAAACCAGAACGAGUUGCCACCGCCCCUGGCCCCGGCAGCCGGAGGAGGAAGUUCACCCGAUCUGUAUGAAAGGUUAUGUGACCGUCUCCAAAAGCUCAAAAUGAAGCAAGAGCAUAUCAGUCGACUGGAGCAACGGGUGUCGUCCGGACAGGAUCUCAACAAGAAACAGGCCUUGUGCUUGAAAUCGAAAGAUAUCUUUGAUGCCAUUGUGAAUGAGCUAGAGAGGCUUCUGAACCCCAUAGACAAGCAGGGUAACAAGUCACUGGCUGUUGAUCCAGGAGUGGGUGAUGCAGCUGAAAGCGGCAAACAAAGGAGAGAGAAUAAAUAUAAUAUCAAGAAGCAGCUGGUUAGUUCUGAGGAGCUGUCUAAUGCCCUUACAUUUGCAACAACUAUAACCAAAGCUGAUGAUGAACAAACGGAGAAAAUGUUUAAGGAGUUUCUUACUGGGUGUAAAUUCAAUGUUCAUGCUAAAAGCAUAUGCACUGGCCUGGUUAAGUCGAUGAUAGAGUGUGGCUCUGGAACCAUGGAGAUCAAAUAUUCCUAUCUGGAAUGGCACAACAAAAAUUUAGCAAUGAAGAUGUGCCGGGCUUCUCCAACUUUGAUAACCAGGCUGAAAUCAUGUGCUAAAUCAUUUGCGCACUCUGUAUGGGAGACAGAUUGCAAGGCUUCUUCCACGGAAGAGAUGGAGCGUGUAGAAAAUAUGUUAAAGCAGUUUAGACUUGCGAUUGAAGGAAUGCCCAAGAGCCACAAAACACUUCCAGAAUUUAUGAAGCUUCCUAUGCUGAAGGAAUUGGACUACAACGGGUGCCCACUUUAUAGCCCUACUGCAGAUGCAAACAAGAUGGUCUAUGGUAUUUUGAAUGAUGUUAUCAGUAUGCACAGAAAAGGCUUCUCUUGGGAGGGGGAGUUUGAUGCUCAUAAUAUUGAAGUCUAUGACGACACAAAGUUCACAAUUACAGCGCCAACUCGGCAUUGUUUCGAUCCCAGAGACAAGGUUUCGGAAGAAGUUGCUGGAUGGUUCUUGCAAGAUUUCACUGCAGCAUGGAACUGCUUUGGUGAUCAGUUUUACAAUGCUCGAGCAGCACAUUUCGGAAGCCUGAAAUCUGUAUUGACAGACACUGAUCCUGCAGUAUUUUGCAAUCCUGAGGCGCUUGAGGUAUUUCGUGAGGUAGUUAUUCAUCAUGGUGCUGCUAAACCUCCAAUAGCUCGUGCGAACUUCCUGUGUGGGGUGCACUCUUGUUGUAAGGCCUAUGAUCUGGGUGAUGAAGCUGCACCGUUCAAAACUAUCCUGCAUAAUAUUGUUUAUCCAGGUGAUUGGCAGAUGGAUGUCAGGCAAUCAAAUCAUCCAGUGAUGAAGCAAGUUCUUUCACAUAGUGAUGGAAAAAUAAAUGAUGUGCCUGAGGCUGGUUCACGGUAUAUUGCUCGAGAUGGAGAAGAGUUUAACUCACGUUCAUCGUUCAUGAGGUAUCUUGCAACUGGCAAACAUGGUAGAACCGAUCAGAGUACUGCUGGUGCAUAUGUGGAUUAUAUGCGUCAUUUAUUUGUUCAUGGGAUGGACCACACAAAAGAAUUAAUAGAGUUCCAGCAACUUGUUUGUGCUGAUGGAAUGACCCUUUAUACUGCCACCAAUAAUGGCUCCCCAAGAGUGCAAAACAUAGACAAUCUUGAAGUGUUGGAGAUUCUGGGCGCCCAAAGCUGUGAGGGAGGGAUGACUGAGUUCAUAUGGGCCCUUCUGGAUGACGAUGCAAUGACUGGAAUGCUGCGCCCAUUUUGGGAGAUCUACAAAAACUGCGGCUUCUGAUUCCAAGCAUUGAAGACUUGGAUGUGGUUGCUCUUUACUCUCGAAAAAUAUAAUUUCCAAUGGAGACAAGUAAUCCAACUGAGAUGACAUGAGGUUCUCGCCAGCCUGAAAUGAACCGGCGAAGCUUCACGAGCUAGUCAUGUACUUAGUCUGUAAUUUGUAGAAUUUGCUCUAAUUGGUACUUGACCGCUUCCUGCUAAGUACCGUUUCUUGUUUUAAACCUGACAUUUCAAUACUGGCUGCCAGACUGUAAUGGUUGAAGAAUUCUGCCUUUUGCUGUUUCCUGUUGGGGGAUAUAACUAUGUUGAGGUUUUUAAAGUUCUAAGUUCUUGCUUUGAAA
Brachypodium distachyon (stiff brome) is the source of this 2387-nucleotide messenger RNA. RefSeq lists its product as uncharacterized. The transcript has 8 exons. The record is from RefSeq and is a predicted model, not a curated record. NCBI's taxonomy places the organism in Eukaryota, Viridiplantae, Streptophyta, Magnoliopsida, Poales, Poaceae. The coding region runs from base 173 to 2047 and encodes 624 amino acids.